Molecule: messenger RNA, 779 nt
Organism: Limulus polyphemus (Atlantic horseshoe crab)
Lineage: Eukaryota; Metazoa; Arthropoda; Merostomata; Xiphosura; Limulidae
Gene: mRpL49
Product: 39S ribosomal protein L49, mitochondrial-like
Exons: 4
Coding region: 43-636 (197 amino acids)
Biological process (GO): translation
Cellular component (GO): ribosome; mitochondrial large ribosomal subunit
Molecular function (GO): structural constituent of ribosome
Source: RefSeq, a predicted model, not a curated record
AACACCUACGAACUGGACUCUAAAACAAAUCAUGAUUCGAAAAUGGCUGCUUCUGCGAUAAAGGCGAGUUUUUCAAGGAUAGUAUGCUAUAAAACAUCACAACAUGCUAGUAGAAUUGUUGCACAAAGAAGAAUUUCUAAUUCCGUUGCUGGGAAAACAGAAAAUGAUGAACAGAAGGUUGAAAAAUUAGCAUUAGAGCACAGUGAAGUGUGGGCAGCCAAAAAAAGCACACUUUAUACAGAAGUGGAAGAAGUGAAAGAUAGAUGGCAUUUUGUGGAGAGGCUUUUUCCUCUUCCUGUAAUUCCUAAAUUUCCUCAGCAAAAGGAAAUUCCAAGUCCUGCAGGCUGGAUUCCUCCAGCAGAAUUAACUCCUGAUUUGCCAUACUUCAUAUCAAGAACAAAAAAUCAUAUGCUACCAGUAUAUUUGAAGAAGGAAAUAAGGGGACCACGAUUUCUAACAACUGUGCGACUUGUAGAAGGGAAUUUGUGGGCUUUAGAAAAGGAUCUCAAGGAGCAUCUUGAAAGGAAGUAUGAAAAAGAAAUUACUUCUCAAGUCCAUGAGGUUGUAGGAUAUGUCAGAUUUAAGGGUGACUAUGUAGAGGAUGUUAAAAAAUGGCUUUAUGAAAAAGGAUUUUAAAUAGAUCUUUCAUCAGUUUUGUUGCAUUAUAACUUUAUAAAUGUUACUUAUGUUUAGUUUAGUAGAAUCAAAUACAUAACAUUGACACCCUGGUUGUUUUGUAAAUAGUAAACAGAUUCUGCAAAUAAAGUAUUAAGCUGUCA